AUGUCCAUGGAGGUGACGUUCCUCGGCACGGGCUCGGCCCACCCGUCCCCGUCGCCGGCCGCGUCGGCCGUGGCGCUCCGCAGGGAAGGGCAGUGCUGGCUCUUCGACUGCGGCGAGGGGACGCAGACCCAGCUCAUGAGGAGCCACCUGAAGGCAGGUAGAAUUACAAAGAUUUUCAUAACUCAUCUUCACGGUGACCACUUUUUUGGGCUUCCUGGCCUGCUGUGUACCCUGAGCCUCCAAAGCAGCCCUGACUCAAACAAACCACCCGUGGAUAUUUAUGGGCCGUUAGGACUACGAAGCUUCAUAUGGAGGACUCUGGAGCUCUCCCACUCGCAGCUUCUGUUUCCUUACGUUGUUCAUGAGCUCGUACCGACACGGGACCAGUGCCCUGCAGAAGAGUUUAAAGAUUUUUCUUCCCUGGACAAGGACGACACAUCUCCAGGGGAAGCCCAAGGGCGGAUCCUCCACCUGGAUCCUGUGGAAAACUCGUACUUGCUGGUGGAUGAUGAGCAGUUUGUAGUCAAAGCCUUCCGCCUCUUCCACCGCAUUCCUUCCUUUGGCUUUGCAGUGGAAGAGAAGCCACGGGCGGGUAAACUCAACGUGCAAAAACUAAAAGAACUUGGAGUUCAGCCAGGUCCUCUCUAUGGAAAACUGAAGAAUGGUAUAGCAGUAGUUCUAGAAAAUGGAGUAACAAUUUCUCCUGCAGAUGUCUUGGAAGAGCCUAUUCCUGGAAGAAAAAUUUGCAUUUUAGGGGACUGCUCAGGGGUGGUUGGUGAUGCAGCCAUGAAGCUUUGCUGUGAAGCAGAUAUGUUGAUUCAUGAAGCCACGUUGGAUGAUACCCAAGAGGAGAAGGCCAGAGAGCAUGGUCACAGCACCCCAAAAAUGGCCUCUGGCUUUGCCAAAUCGUGUAAAGUUAAGAAACUGGUUUUGACUCACUUCAGUCAACGUUAUAAACCAGCCACGCAGAUGGGUGAAGGAGAUGCUGACAUCACAGAGCUGAAGAGACAGGCAGAGUCAGUGUUAGAUGGGCAAGAGGUCACACUCGCUGAGGAUUUUAUGACAAUAGAAGUUCCAAUGAAAAAGCAAAAAUAGUAUU
Molecule: messenger RNA, 1099 nt
Organism: Tinamus guttatus (white-throated tinamou)
Lineage: Eukaryota; Metazoa; Chordata; Aves; Tinamiformes; Tinamidae
Source: RefSeq, a predicted model, not a curated record